AUGGCUCCCUACCCUAAUCAUUCUAUCACAAAACCAGAAAUUAAAAUAGGUUUAAGACUUGAUGAUAAUUAUGCUGACACUUUAUUAACAAGAAUCAAAAGUUUAUUACGGACUCAACCAAUAGAUUUUAAAAAAUGUCAUUUUGAUCUAUUAGAAUCAGAAGAAUAUUAUGUUAGAGAUAAAACUGAUGGAAAACGAUAUAUUAUGUUUUUUACAGCUGUGGACGGUGGUACAGCAUUUAUGAUGGACGAAUUAAAUAAAUUUCGAACAUUGACUGGGUUCAAGCUACCAUUACGUAAUAACCUUAAUCAGUUUCAUAAUGAAACCAUGAUGGACGGAGAGAUGAAAUGUCUAAGGUAUUUGAUAUUUGAUCUAAUGGUGUUGAAUGGGAAUGUCUUAAUCGAUAAACCUUAUAAUAAGCGAAUGGGCAUGCUCAGACAAGAUGUAAUAGACCCAUUGAAUACCUUACUACAGAAAAAUUUAGAUAUUAAGAGCAAAAUGCCCUUCACCAUAGAAAUAAAAACCAUGGAUUUAUCCUACGGGCUUAGUAAUACUUUACAAAAAAUCUCAACUUUAAAAUACGGUAAUGAAGGUCUAAUAUUUGUCCCUGUAAAUCAUCCUUACGUACCUGGAAGAAGCGAGAAAUUGUUAUUAUGGAGGCCAGUAAAACAGAUAAGUGUAGAUUUUAAAAUAAAAACAAUUAUCCAGAAUCAAAGAGAUAAAAAACCAGUAUUUCAUAUAAUGAUUGCGGAUAAAAAUCAAUAUAAAAAAAUUGACCAAUUAACGUUGGAACCUUCUAUUGAAAAAGA
Molecule: messenger RNA, 809 nt
Organism: Entrophospora candida
Lineage: Eukaryota; Fungi; Glomeromycota; Glomeromycetes; Entrophosporales; Entrophosporaceae
Source: the annotation of a GenBank genome assembly